Neopsephotus bourkii (Bourke's parrot) is the source of this 2300-nucleotide messenger RNA. It is a transcript of the gene FOXC2, whose product is annotated as forkhead box C2. Gene Ontology annotation, biological process: cell differentiation; anatomical structure morphogenesis; regulation of transcription by RNA polymerase II. Bases 541 to 2034 code for a protein of 497 amino acids. The record is from RefSeq and is a predicted model, not a curated record. Gene Ontology annotation, molecular function: DNA-binding transcription factor activity, RNA polymerase II-specific; RNA polymerase II cis-regulatory region sequence-specific DNA binding. The transcript has a single exon. NCBI's taxonomy places the organism in Eukaryota, Metazoa, Chordata, Aves, Psittaciformes, Psittacidae.
CGGGGAGAGUUUUGAAGCUCCGCAGCGCGGCCGAGGAGCUCCGCGCCCCCCGCGCAUCCUGCGCACCCGCGCACCCGCGCACGGAGCCGGCGGGGCACGCGGGCUGCGCAAGACCCCGGGCGGUUGUUGUGACAAGGGCUGCUUUUCCGCAAGACUGCUUUUUCUUACUUUUUUUCUCCCCCCUUUUUUUAAAGUUAUAUAUAUAUUUUUUUUUUAACAGUCCCGUUUUCCUGCGAGAACAGCCCUCCCGCCUCCCGCUCCGCAGCAGCGCCCGCAGCGGGUCACAGGUGUGUAGGCAGGAAUCACAGCCAUAACGAAAGUGGGAAGAGGCCGGCAGAACCCACCCGGCCCCGGCGACCCGAAGGAUGCUGCCGAGGUGCCGCUGCUAGAGGACACACUGGGACUCUGCUCGCCUCUGAGACUCGCUUUGCCCUGCUUUCGCCCUCUCCCUUUUCCGCAGAGCGGUCCCGAACGGGGGUGAGGCCCUUCCACCCUCCUCCUCUUCCUCUUCUCCUCCCUGGCCGCUGGAAGCCCCUCUCCAUGAUGCAGGCUCGCUACUCCGUUUCGGACCCCAACGCUUUGGGAGUGGUGCCGUAUUUAAGCGAACAGAACUACUACCGGACGGCGGGGACGUACGGCGGGAUGGGGAACCCCAUGAGCGUGUACCCGGGCCCUGCAGAGCAGUACGCGGCGGGCAUGGGGCGCUCCUACGGCCCCUAUCACCCCCACCAGCCCACCGCCCCCAAAGACUUGGUGAAGCCGCCCUACAGCUACAUCGCUCUCAUCACCAUGGCCAUCCAGAACGCCCCCGACAAGAAGAUCACGCUCAAUGGGAUUUACCAGUUCAUCAUGGACCGCUUCCCUUUCUACCGAGAGAACAAGCAGGGCUGGCAGAACAGCAUCCGCCACAACCUCUCCCUCAACGAGUGCUUCGUCAAGGUGCCCCGCGACGACAAGAAGCCGGGUAAGGGCAGCUACUGGACCCUGGACCCCGAUUCCUACAACAUGUUCGAAAACGGCAGCUUCCUGCGCCGCAGGAGACGCUUCAAGAAGAAGGAUGUCUCCAAGGAGAAAGAGGAGGCCCGGGAACGGCUGCUGAAGGAGCAGUCUAAGCCCCCCGGGCUGGCCGGCGCCGACCUCCCGAAGGAAGCUUCCUCUUCCUCCUCUUCCUCCUCCUCCUCCUCCGCCUCGGCGCCGGCUUCCGAGAAGAAGGUGGUGAUCAAGAGCGAGACGGCGUCUCCCGAGCUGCCGGUGAUCACCAAAGUGGAGACGCUGAGCCCGGCCAGCGGCGGGGCGCUGCGGGACAGUCCCCGCAGCGCCGGCUCUCCCCCCGCCGCUGCUUCCCCCGGUGCCGCGCUGCCCGAGCAUCACCCUGGCAGCACCGGGCUGCCGGGCUUCACUGUGGAGAGCAUCAUGACCCUGAGGACUUCCCCGGCGGGGGAGCUCGGCCCGGUGAGUGCCGCCCCAGGCCGGGCGGGCACCGCUCUGCCGCUGGGCUACCCACCGGGGCAGCCGUCGGGGUACGGCGCGGCGUGCAGCCAGGCCGCGGACACUAGUGGGAGCUACCACUGCAGCGUGCGCGCUAUGAGCCUCUAUAGCGGGGAGAGGCCGGGCCACAUGUGCGUGCCCCCCGCAGCGCUGGAGGAUGGCCUGGCCGAGCACCCUCCGGGUGCCCCAUCGCCUCUCGGCACCCUCGGCCUGCCGGCAGGGCAAGAAGGAGCGCUGGGGACCGGGCAUCCCCACGGUGGCGGCGGCGGCGGUGGGGGGACAGCGGGAGGGGGGCAGCCCCCUGCUUCCUGGUACCUCAACCAUGGGGCUGAGCUGAGCCACCUGCCUGGGCACACGUUCGGUUCCCAGCAGCAGACGUUUCCCAACGUACGGGAAAUGUUCACUUCGCACCGGCUGGGGAUGGAGAGCGCCUCGCUCAGCGACCACCAGGUGAGCAGCAACUCCGCCUGUCAGAUCCCAUACAGAUCCGCGCCCUCCCUCUACCGCCACGCCGCCCCCUACUCCUACGACUGCACUAAGUACUGAGUAGCCGACACCCCCCGCCUAGGGCCACCCGCCAGAAAGAAAAGUGAAAAAAAUGAUUACUAUUAAUAAUAAUAAUUAAAAAAAGGAGAAAUAAAAAUACACCAAAAACUUCAGAGGCAGGAAAAAAAAAAUCAAAGAAUAAAAAUAAAAUAUGACAUGGGGAUCACAGUCUGUAGGUCACAAGCCCAAUUUCGGGCCUCCUUAUACUGCAGACAAGUAAAUCCUGCUUGAAAAGGGGAUAUCUCCUAAAAAAAAUUUAAAAAGAA